Molecule: messenger RNA, 4134 nt
Organism: Aspergillus heteromorphus CBS 117.55
Lineage: Eukaryota; Fungi; Ascomycota; Eurotiomycetes; Eurotiales; Aspergillaceae
Product: HECT-type E3 ubiquitin-protein ligase
Exons: 2
Coding region: 158-3832 (1224 amino acids)
Biological process (GO): ubiquitin-dependent protein catabolic process; protein polyubiquitination
Molecular function (GO): ubiquitin protein ligase activity
Source: RefSeq, a predicted model, not a curated record
CCCCCCCUCCCCCUCCUAAUACGCACCUGGAGUGCUCAUCCGUGACUUGCGGCAUGGAGACACCUGACUGAGACCCUCCAUCUCUCAGCAACCUUCUGAUUUCCCCGACCUGGUCUCGUCGAACUACCCUGAUCCCCCUCCCGCCUCAACCCAAACCAUGUUCCAGUCCUUUACGGGGAACUCCCGCCGUCCACGGCAAGUCAACCUCGGCGGCCGCAACACCAACCCCUUCGCCGCCUAUCCCUCCGGCCGACAGAAUCCUCACGGGCCCGGUCCCCAGAACACCCUGGCCGUCGCCCAGCAAGAGCGCCUCCUGAGACAGCAAGAGAGAGAGCGGUUGGGGUCGAGCCGGCUCAUCCAGCGGACGUGGAGGGGCUAUCGGAGCCGGAAGAUAACACGCAGGGCGUGGCGCACGGCGUGGGAUGUCUCGGAGAAGCAGGGCAAACAGGGCCUCCCCUCCUUCGAGGACCUCGCCCGACUCCCUCAUGCCGUCCUCCAGCAGCCGCAGCCCCUCCGAUACGGCUCGGCGGGGGAGUGCUUAUCGCAGCUUCUUCUGCUCGUCCAAUUCCUCGAGCCCUGGAACAGUAGCGAUGUCGCCCGCUUGGUGUACUUCUCCGAGGCCUUCCAGAGGACCCUGCAUGAAGUCCCUACCAUCGCCACCGAGGGGGAAUGGACGACGCCGCUGAAGCGUCUCGCAACCUUGACCCUUCGCGUGCUGCGGUCGGCAACAUCCCCAACCAUCCCGGCCUUCGCGGUCGGACCCCUUCUGCAGCUGCUCAUCUUCCUCACCGGCCUGAUCCCGAAGCAGAUGGCCCGACUGGCGAGUGACUAUUAUUCCGUUCUCGCCAUCCUCACGAAGAACGCCGAUGCCCUAUCCGAAAGGUGCAAGCUGCCGAAAGAGAGUCUGACUCAAGGCGCUCUCGCUUUGCUUCGUCCCAUUACCUCCGAAACUCUGACGGCCUACGAGUGGUUUGCUAGAAGCUAUCUCACGAUCCCGGACCUCUUGGCGUACAUAGGAAGCCUAGAUGUGUUGGCGAACAAUAUUAAUUACAAGUUGCUUACGUCCGCCCUGGGAGCGUUGCAACCGCUGUUUGGAGACCGCCCGCGGACCUCCGAGGACGUGGACGCCCGUCUGUGGCUGUUGGCUUACUUCAUCUUCUUUCAUCGCUACGCUCUGGGAAGCCAGUCGGGCCAGGCACCGGAGCCGGGUUUCGUGAAGGUGGUUUCGGAGCUGCUCAACUCCACCGCGGUACACAUAUCACGCCGCCUGGAGUCGGACGAGUCGAGCGACUAUGAUGACCCCCCCGAGCGAACCCCGCUGCACCCCUUCGUCAAGGAGCAGCUGGUCAGACUCGUGAACCAGAGUAGUAUCACGGGGCUUCUCUCGCAGCUCCAGUCGACUGGCCUCUCCCAGGGCGAGUUGGCGGAUGCGCAGUCGGACGCGUCGCGAGAGGCCAAGAUUCUCGCCACAUACGCCUUGACACUUCUGAGGGUGUUUCCUCGUCGGGGUGAUGAUAUUCGGAUGUGGCUGUACCUGGGAUCGGCUGCGUCCAGCGAUCAAUCGGGCUCCAGAAUACCCGCCAUCAAAUAUUUCUGGCAAGCGUCCCGGGCCAGUAGGAUAUUCGCUGCCAUCAGUCAAGACUCGACCAAGGUGCUGCCGCUGUUGAAGCCGGCGGACGACUCGCAUGAUUCUAGGUUCUCGAUACCCCAGACGGAGAGAGAUGAAGAGUGGACAAUCAUUCUUCUGUUCCUUGAGCUCUAUACAUUUGUCCUGAAGGUAAUGGACGAUGAGGAGUUCUUCUCCAGCGACUCGUCGUUUACCGCCUCGUCGAACUCGAGGGUUUCGUGGACCAAGGAGAGCGCACUGCCCCUGAGGGAUAUAAAGGAGAUGACGGCGUUCCUCAAGAAUCUGGGCUUCACUCUGUAUUGGAAUUCGGCCGAUCUGAGCGAGAAGGAAACCACACAGGAUAGUGCGGGGAUUCGAAGUUACUUCACCUCCUUGUCGGCGCCAUCCGAUCCCAUUGUCAGCGUGAGAGACAUCGAGAUGAAGAACAAGGAGAAGGGGCUUCCGGGGGUGACAGGCAUUCCGCUCGACUACUUCAAGGGCCUGGUCACGGGCCUGCUGAGAAUGAUCCACGAGCGCGAUUCGCGGCGCAAGUUCCUCCCUGACGGCCACUGGCUGAUGACCAGUCGGUUCGACAUGGAAGGUUUCAUCCCUGCUGUGGUCGCGGAGGAGGAGAACCGGCAUCAGCUCCAGGACGAAGACGAAGACGACCAGCAAGAUGACCUGAUGAGCGAUGCCUACUACGAACCGUCCUUGGGUCUGGUUGGGACCGGCCGCGCCCAGCAGACCCGUCGGAUCGAGGCCCUCCGGCGCCGCCAGCAGCAGGCAACCCGCAGGAAGCAGUUGGAGGCCGUGGCCCCUCGGCUUGAGAUCCUCCGGAACAUGCCGUUCUUCAUCCCCUUCCACACCAGAGUGCAGAUCUUCCGCGAAUUCAUCUACCGCGACCAAGCGCGUCGCAGGCAGGGCUUUAUUGACCCCGAUGCCUGGCGGAUGUCGGUGGCGCAGACCUCGAUGGGCCGUAUGGUUGACGGAAGGCCUGCCGUCCAAGAUAUCCUCAGCCGGCAUCACGCCAAUAUUCGACGCGAAAGCCUAUUCCAGGAUGCGUUUGAUGAGUUCUACGAGCUGGGGGAGGGACUAAAGGAGCCCAUCCAGAUUACCUUCAUCGACAAGUUUGACACCGCCGAAGCCGGGAUCGAUGGCGGAGGUGUCACCAAGGAGUUCCUCACUAGCGUGACGAGCGAAGCCUUCAAAUCGACGAAUGACACGAAUCUGUUUGAAGAAAACGACCAGCACUUGCUCUACCCCACCCCAGCGGCCGUCGAGCGGCGGCGAGAGAUCCUGCGCCGGCUGGGCUACAUGGAGAACAGCCCGGACUGGAACGAACACAUCCGCAAUCUCCUCCGACGCUACGAGUUCCUCGGACGCAUCAUUGGAAAGUGCAUGUACGAGGGGAUCUUGGUGGAUGUCAACUUCGCCCCGUUCUUCCUGCUGAAAUGGGCUUUGACGGGUGGGACGAGCUCCGCUCAACGCGAGACAGCCUACCGGGCCAACCUCAAUGAUCUGAAGGACCUGGACCAGGGGCUUUACCAGGGCUUGCUGCAAUUGAAGAACUACACCGGGGACGUGGAAGACUUUUCUCUGAACUUCACCGUGACCGACACGAUCCCUCUUCCGGAUGGCGGCAACCGCACGAUAACGCGGGACCUGAAAGCCCAGGGGUCCGACAUUCCCGUGACGAACCAGAACCGGCUGGUGUACAUCUCCUACAUUGCCCGGUACCGGCUGCAGGUGCAGCCUGCGCUGCAGACCAACGCGUUCCUGCAGGGGCUGGGGCAGAUCAUCCAGCCGUCGUGGCUGUCGAUGUUCAACCAGACGGAGCUGCAGACCCUGGUGAGCGGCGACUCGGGCGACAUCGACGUUGCGGACCUGCGACGCAACACGCUGUACGGGGGCGUGUACACGAUCGGCGACGACAAGGAGGAGCACCCUACGGUGAAGCUCUUCUGGGAGGUGAUGGAGAAGAUGUCCAACGAAGAGCGACAGAAGGUGCUCCGAUUCGUGACGUCGACGCCCCGGGCUCCCCUGCUGGGCUUCAGCCACCUCAACCCGCACUUCAGCAUCCGCGACUCGAGCGAAGACCAGGAACGGCUUCCCAGCACGAGCACCUGCGUCAACCUGCUGAAACUCCCGCGCUAUACCAACGCCCACACCCUGCGCGAGAAGCUCCUGUACGCGGUGAAUUCCGGGGCGGGCUUUGAUCUGAGUUAAUGGUGGUAAGGAAUACUUUGGGGAUUCUUUUUUUUUUCUGAGUUGCAUAGCUGGGCGUGGGCGUCUGGGUCAGGCGUGUCAUUGUUUCCUUUCUUUUUUUUCUUUUCUGUCUUUCUUUGACAUUUUGUCUCUUGAUUGUUUGCACAGUUUCAGGAUGUAGGGUGUAUUUACAGCCGAGGGGGGUGGGCUCUGGGGUAUGGUACAAAGUAGGUAAGGCAGGUAGGUAGCACCUUCUCGGGCCCGGGCAGUGUCGUGUCAUGUCAUGCACCGCAUAGAAGUCAAUAAUAGAAAUUCUCUUUAUG